CCUAGUCUUCUGGCGAUGUUUCCUCUCGCCCGGCAGGCCCACGCGGCAGGCCCCUACAUAACAAAACAAGCAGAGACAUCUGCGAACAGAACGAUCAAGUAUAACAUGCGUUUUCCCGUCCGCUGAGCCGGCUGUCACUUCAAAUCGCCUUGCCGAUAUGCCGCCUCCGAUUGCCCGCGUGGCCUCUUUCUCUGUCGAUAUAGAGGACUGGCACUCCUGCACGCCUAGCGACGAUGAUGCGUACCAGGAGGCUCUGGAGCGCAACAGCAACGCCUCGUUUUUCACCUGCCGGACUCAUGCACCUUCAGUAGUCGGCAACAGCGCUGCUCCAAACGAGCCCGAGUCGCCAACACGUCUCCAGGACGCCGACGCGGCGCUUGCGGGUUUGGUGCCUGAGUCGCUGAGCGAGGCGAAGCUGCAGCACGUAGCUCCAGCUCUGGAGCUCUGCGACACCCCCGCUGCCAAGAAGACCAAGAGCGCGGCGCUGCCACCCCAAGUUCCUCCGGCCGGUGGCGCUCAGCCUGCAGCAAGGCCGAAGCCGGCGCUCACCCGCAGAACCACGCCGUUGCGCGCCGCCAGCCCUCGCACGACCAGCAGCCCCAGCCCCGCCCUCGCAGCCGCCGCGGCCGACGCCGACGCGGACGCAGACGCCGCGCCGGCUGGCGCCGACAGCAGCAACAUCGCCGCCGCUGAGGCGACGCUGGUCCGCGUGCAUGUCAUUCCGCGGCCUGACGACUCUGGCGUGCAGCUUCAGAUCCUGCCCUCGGUGCUGUGCCUAUUCGGCAGCGUGCCCUUCCCCGCGCCCAGCGCCUCCAGUCUGGACUUUGCCGCCGCGCUGCUGCUGCAGGCGGGCGGCCGCAGCGAGGUAGUCAGUUGCGCCGGCGCCACAGCGCUCACGCCCGCGGCCAGCGCCGGCGGUGCCGGCGAGGAGGUGUACGCCGGUGCCAGCCCUGCGCCGGGCCUGCGGAGCGCCGUGCCGGCGCACUCCGAGGGCGGUGCCAGUGCCGUGAGUGAGGACCCGGCGGUACAGAAGGACCAGAGCAGCAAGGCGCGCCGCGGCGCCGCUGGCAAGGCCGCCACUGCUGGAGCUAGCGACAAGCAGGCGACCCUGGACCCUCGCAAGUCGCAAGCCGCCUUCCCAGGCUCCCUGCUCCUGAAGCGCAUCUUCUCCGGCUUCGGUAACAGCAGCAACAGCGGGAAUGUGUCCGAUGCGGCCGCCUCGCCGCCUCCCGCGUCCGUUCAGGAGCUGGGCGCGGAGCUGCUUGCGGCGUGCGGCUGCGGAGCUGCGGACACACAACUCACCGCCGCGGCCGCCGCCAGCACCACCAUGGUCGCCGGCUAUGUCCAGGCCGCGUCAGCACCAGUGCGGCUGGCGCCCGCGGGCGAAGGCUCGGCCGCCAGCGCCAGCUCGGUCCCGCCCUCACCGGGCGGUGACAUUGCAUUCGGUGCUGAUGACGCGGCGGCUGCUGAGGCCGAGGCGGCCGCUGCCGUGCACCGCAUGUCCACCGACAUCUUCCGAAAUGUCCUCCGCGCCUCUGGUGGCGGUGGGGGCGAUGUCUCCUCGCCCGGCAAGGCGCAGCGCAGCCCGCGUGACACUGCCUUCCUCUCCUCAGCCGCGGCGACCAAGGCCGCUGCAACGGCCUCGCCGCGGCAGCGCGACCAGGCGCCCACUGCCGCAUUCGCAGCUGACACCGGUGCCGCUGCCGAUAGCAUCAACAGCAAGAUGCCUACUCGCGCCUCUGCCACCGCUAUCGGCGCCUCUGCCGCUGAGGGCUCUCCCUGCAAGGACGAGCAGAGCGCGCCGGGUGUCGCUGCGAUGGCGCUGCUUGCGGGCCUGGCGGCGCCGCCUGCGGCAGCGGCGCAGCCGCCCGCCGCCAUCCGCACCGGCGGUGGCCUGGCGGCGGCUGGCAGCCUGGAGAUGCUGGCUCCGGGGCAGAGUGGCGAAAUGUCGGAGGGCGGUGGCCUGCCCAUGCCCGACCUCGAGAAGUGCGAGUCGCCCGUGAUGGCCAAGGCGGCCGCCGGCAGCGGCAAGGUGCCCGGCGGCUCGCCGCCGCCGCGGCCCGGGGUGCCACUGGCCACUGCCGCCUCGGAGGAGGUGGUGGCGGAGGAGGAGGAGGAGGUGACGCUUUCGGUCGCGCCCGAGCAGGAGGCGGAGCCCGUGCCCGAGCCGGUGGCAGCUGUGCAGGCCGCCGUCGUGCCGCCGGUGCCUACGGCCGCCGCAGAGGCGGUGGCGGAGGCUGGCGCCACGGCGUCGCCUCGCACCGUUAGCAAGAAGGCCUACGGCACUGUGGCAAACAUCGUGCGCAAGAUGGUGCCCGGCUUCCGUGACUCAGCCCUCAUGGCUGUGUCUGCCUCUGCCGAGGGCGCGGCCGCUCCGGCGCCCGCGCCGCCACGGCCGCCGGUCGCGCCGCGCGCGCCGAAGGCGGCUGCGGGCGCCAAGCCGCCGACGCUCCUGGCUGCAACGACUGCGGUGGCUGCGGCGGCUGGUGUGGAGCACGCGGUUCCUGAGGUGCAGGAGUCGCAGAAGGAGCAGGCCGAUGCCGCCGCCCAGUCGCCUGGCGCGCCCAUGUUCAUCUUCGGACAAGAGCAGCCCAAGACAGCCAAGACGCCGGUAAUCCGGCCGCGACCCAUCUCCGCCAAGCCCGCGGCCACCCCCGCUGCGGGUGCAGCAGGCGAGCCCACCACGCCGGCGGAUGCGGCUGGCCGCAAGCGCAAGUCCGAGCUGGAGGACCUGCCUAUCGCCAAGAUGCCGGUUUCAUCCGGCAAGAACGCUAUCGCGGGCGGAGCUGGCCCCAACACCCCCGGCGCCAGCACUGAGCCUGGGGCGCCUUCACCGGCGCCAGCUGCCGCCAAGCCGGCUGCGCAGGAGCUUGUGGUGGCUCCUGCCCCCGCAACGGACGCAGCGGCGCCGCGGGAGGCCAUUGCGGAGGCUGGCAGGAAGGCGCAGGCGGCGGUGGAGGCUGCGCCCUCAGCAGCGGCGGAGCCGGUGUGUGCGCCGCAGUCGCUGCACAACAGCGCCAACCCGGAGAUUGUGCCGACACAAGACGAGGGGGCGGUCGUGCAGCAGCAGGCGGCGGUAGUGGCAGCGGCGCCAGCCGCCGAGGUGCCGGUGCCGCCGCAGCAGCAGCAGCGGGAGCCUGUGAAGCCCGCUGCUGCUGGUGCGGGCAAGAAGCAGGGCGGAGGCGGGCUGUUUGCCUGCUUCGGCUGCUUUAAGGCGUGAGGCCGGCGGCAAUAAGCUGCGAUGCUGCACACGUGGGCAAAGUGGAUCUUUGAAUUGAUCAGAAGGCAGGGCGCGUCAGGUUGGCUGCAGCCACCUUGCUUGUGAGCAGUCUGUUACCAGACGGACGUACAUGAUUCUGACGAAGUUGCCGGCUUUGUGUGAGAUAUUAGUAUUUGCCAUUCAUAUUCGUGUUGGUCCUGAGCUUUUGUGCGUACGAUCAGCUGCUGGUGGCAACGUGAUUCAGACGCCGGAGCUAGGAAGCACACAUGUGCCGGAUGGCUCCGUGGAUGGCUCCGUGUCGCUUCUAGCCGACGUGCCGCAGCUGCUGCUGGCGUGCUGUGCUGCCGCAAGCCAUCCCGAAGGCUCCAAGGGUGAAUGCCUCAGAAAGGCUGCUGGAGCUUUUUAAGGGAGCGGCUCGGCAGCAGAGCAGGUCAGGCGCUGGUGUUCUCCAGGUUGGUUUCGGGCGCAUCCUUUCUGGUAGUCCCAAGCAACGCCCGGCCGCCGUCGUCCAGCCCAGCCAUCCCAAUACAGCAGCCGCUUUCUGUCAGCCAGCCAUGGGCGCGACCGUCCACAGCGUUUAUCGUCGGUUACGAGGUAACAUGUGAAUUCGCAACUUGCGCUACUGACUGCCUACUCUCGUGCCGCCUGCAAGCCCACUCCGCCGUCCGCUCUGGUCUACGUACGCAUUCGUUCCCACCACACUCGUCAUUAACAGGCAUGAUAUUCAGAAGGUUUGCGAGGUGCCUGCCUUAAAGGCUGCCUAUUUCUGCAAGGCUUGUGCCAUCAGGUGCCAUGAGCAGAGUGUCGGAGAGGAAUGACCUGCUUCGCCUCGCUCUUGAAAUUAAACAUUGUGUAACAACGCUGCGUACGCAAAAGGACGGUACACAUGCGAUGCUUCGCGGCCAGCUAUUCAAUCAUCUUUACUACCGUACGUAACACAACCUGCCAUGCAGCCACGUCCGCCGGCCCCAAACCUUUGAAUUCCCAC
Molecule: messenger RNA, 4208 nt
Organism: Chlamydomonas reinhardtii
Lineage: Eukaryota; Viridiplantae; Chlorophyta; Chlorophyceae; Chlamydomonadales; Chlamydomonadaceae
Exons: 7
Coding region: 158-3220 (1020 amino acids)
Source: RefSeq, a predicted model, not a curated record